GGGGGUACAAUACAUACAAGUGGGUCUCCCUCUCUCCCUCGCUCUCCGCGCUCUGCGGUUUCCCCAUAUCGCCCCCACCCCCCGGAGGACUCCUCUCGCCUUCUUCUCCUGUUCCGUUCCGUUCCCCACUUCCUCUUCCGGCGACCUUCUCUUCCCCUCUCGCCGGCAGACCACGCCGCUCCGGGGGGCCCCAUUGCUGGCCCUCCCCUCGCGACCGCUCCACCCGCCAGGUUCAGGCCCUCUUCUUCCGCCUUCUCUCCCGCUCUGCGCGGGAAAAUUAACCGACGAGAGGAGGAAGCGCUCGGGCUGUGGAUCCCCUCGUUGCUCGCGACCGGAGGGGAAUGCGGGAACGGAGCCGCACGGACCGGGGAAUUCUGUAGGCGGGGCUUCGCUGCCGCCCGGAGGAGACAUGUAGGUCUAAUUUACUUGAUACUGGAUUGGAUAAUCCCCCCCGGUUUUGCCCAGUUCAUGGAUUCCGUCACGAAUCGGGCCAAUUUUCUGGAGAAUCCUUCCCGAUUUCUAGUACCCAUGAAUUGGUCUGCAGUACAGCCUCCGCCAGAUUAAUUAAAACCCAUGCGUCCAGCGCCUUCUGCCAGCUCUGUUUCUCUGUCCACGUGAAUUUCGAGGCCGUCAAUGCUAGAAAACCAGGUGGAGGGCAGGAACUGUCUCCCUGCAGAGGUCAGGAAUGGGCUCGAGACACUAAAGAAGAGGAGGCUUGAGAGGAUGCGUUUGAGUGCUCAGAACGAAGCCGGUGACAAUCCUGCCAUGGCUGCGAGGAGUGGCGGGGAUGGGCUGCGGAGUCCUGCAAACUGUGGGGUUAGAUUACAUGCCAACAAUGCUGCAGGUGGUUUACCUAGCACUAGCAGUGCCCAUGAUCAUUUCGCGAAGCGCAAGGUGGACAGGUUCCAUAUGUCUGACCUAGAAUGGAUAGACAAGAUACCAGAGUGCCCUGUGUAUUGUCCUACCAAGGAGGAAUUUGAGGAUCCCAUUGCUUAUAUACAGAAAAUCUCACCAGAGGCUGCAAAAUAUGGAAUUUGCAAAAUUGUGGCUCCAGUAAGCGCUUCUGUACCUGCGGGUGUCGUGUUGAUGAAGGAACAACCUGGCUUUAAGUUCAUGACAAGAGUUCAGCCGCUCCGUCUUGCUGAAUGGGCUGAAGAUGAUACAGUCACAUUCUUUAUGAGUGGAAGAAAGUAUACUUUCCGAGACUACGAAAGAAUGGCCAACAAAGUGUUCUCUAAGAAAUAUUCUAGUUCAAGCUGUCUCCCCGCUAAGUACGUUGAGGAGGAGUUCUGGCGUGAAAUUUCUUCUGGAAAGAUGGAUUAUGUUGAAUAUGCCUGCGAUGUUGAUGGGAGUGCCUUUUCUUCUUCUCCUCAUGAUCAGCUUGGGGAAAGCAACUGGAACCUCAAGAAUUUUUCGCGGCUCUCCAAUUCUGUGCUGAGACUUCUGCACACGCCAAUUCCAGGAGUGACUGAUCCAAUGCUUUAUAUCGGGAUGCUCUUUAGCAUGUUUGCAUGGCAUGUGGAAGAUCACUAUUUGUACAGCAUCAAUUACCAUCAUUGUGGGGCAUUUAAGACAUGGUACGGGAUACCGGGAGAUGCUGCUCCUGGUUUUGAAAGGGUAGCUAGCCAGUAUGUAUACAACAAGGAUAUUUUGACUGGUGAUGGCGAGGAUGCUGCAUUCGAUGUUCUGUUAGGAAAGACAACGAUGUUCCCUCCGAAUAUCUUGUUAGACCACAGUGUCCCUGUUUAUAAAGCUGUGCAAAAACCUGGAGAGUUUGUUAUUACAUUCCCUCGUUCCUAUCAUGCGGGUUUCAGCCACGGCUUCAAUUGCGGUGAGGCUGUCAAUUUUGCUAUUGGUGACUGGUUUCCUCUGGGUUCUCUGGCUAGCAAGCGCUAUGCACUUCUGAACAGAACACCCUUUCUUGCACACGAGGAACUACUUUGCCGAUCUGCAGUGCUUCUGUCCCACUCAGAACAUCCCUACACUCAAUAUUGUGUGAAGUCUUGCUUUGUGAGGCUGAUGCGAAUGCAGCGACGUACACUUGACCUGCUUGCUAAAAUGGGUUCUCAGAUAUGCUACAAACCAAAACUACAUUCGAAUCUGUCAUGCAGCAUGUGCCGGCGUGAUUGCUACAUUACACACGUGUCGUGCGGAUGCGUCUUUGAUCCUAUCUGCCUUCAUCACGAACAAGAACUGCGGAGCUGCUCUUGUAAAUCUAACCGGAUUGUCUACCUCAGAGAGGAUAUACUGGAAUUAGAGGCUCUAUCUAGAAAAUUUGAGCAGGAUAUUCGCUUGGAUAAGGAAGAAAAUGCUAAUGGCUCAUAUAAGCAAUCCGAGAUUUCUGACAUUGAUAGCGACCACGGUCCAUCUUUUGGUACUAACAACAGUGAGGCAAAUUUCCAAGAUAAUGUAAUUUUAGAAGCAAACGCCGCUGAUGCUGGAAAGAGUUCUCCUGCAACAUCAUCAUUGACAUCUUUUGCACAUCAUGAGCAUCUACCUGCAGAAUCAAGGGUCCAUGCAACUCAGACCAACCAAGUUUACUCAACUGCCAAGCAGGCCAUGAACACAUCAUCAGUACAUGGAAAUGACCCUCUGGAUGACAAUUCAUCCUGCAUGGCUGAUGCUUGUAACGAAAUUAGUUCCUGUAAUGCCUCACGCAUGGAAUACAGUGGCAAUUCUGAUUCCGAUUCUGAAAUCUUCAGAGUCAAGCGCAGGCCCAGCACAUUAGGAAGAUCUAUUCCUGACACAAAGACUGCAACCUCCUCCGAACAGCAGGUUCUGAGGCGGCUGAAGAAGGCAUGCCCUGAAGCGCAAGAAGUCAAUAAGCGACCUGAAGACACCGAACAUUGUUUGGUCCCCUUGGUCCGUAUGAGCCAGAAGAAACCAACUUCUACCUCUUCUUCUGACGAAGAAAGAGAGGACAUGGUUCCCAUAUCAUGGAGAAUUAAGCGGCGGCAACUGGAGACUCAACAGGACAGUGCCAGUUAUGCUGCAAAGCCAAAGGUGUAUCCCUCUACCAGCAGUUGCUCUCGGCAAGAUUUUGCAGAAGCGAGUAGAGAUGCAGCUUCAGAGCUACCUUCAAGGCGAGUGAAGAUCCGGUUGCACCCUAGCGCCAACAGGAUGGUUGAGCAGCAGGGAAGUUCAGGUCAGAGAUCUGCAAGGGAUGACAAGCCACCGGGCUGUUGGCGUACAAAUUAGGGUACACUGACGCACGGGUGCUAACUUCGACAGAUCAGAUAGAAUCCAUUCUUUGUUUAGGUGCAUUGUUAACUACACGAAGCGCUUGCAUUUUGGUUAGCACAGAUGCUGACUGGGUGGGUGAGGAGGGGAGGAUGAUUAGGGCUAAUUGCUUGGUUAAUCCAUUCUUUGUGCAGCAGAGCCUCCAAUUUGAGGCCUGGCUAGGCACGGUUAGAAGGCAUAUUCAUCAUGUUAUUUUGAGGGUCCUGAGUCACAGCUUGCUGCUCUCUUUUGGUGCCUGCAUUGCCUGUGGCGGAAUUGGGCCAUUUCCUUUCCAUUCUGCAAGUCUCUUUUGUUCUUUUGCUUAGCAGCUGUACAUCUCUGUACCUCUUUCUUUCUUGUUUUUAACCAUGAACAACAAGCUUGUUGCUCUCUUAAGAGCAGCUAAUGCUAACUGUAUUCUUUUAUACGCUUGUUGCUUCAUGUAACCUCCUUACCUGCUACUGAAAUAUUCAAUAGUCAACCAUUCUUUUCGGACAUCGGAA
Messenger RNA from Brachypodium distachyon (stiff brome), 3722 nucleotides. Its product is annotated as lysine-specific demethylase JMJ706. Gene Ontology annotation, cellular component: nucleus. The coding region runs from base 634 to 3198 and encodes 854 amino acids. NCBI's taxonomy places the organism in Eukaryota, Viridiplantae, Streptophyta, Magnoliopsida, Poales, Poaceae. Gene Ontology annotation, biological process: chromatin remodeling. The transcript has 12 exons. Gene Ontology annotation, molecular function: histone demethylase activity. The record is from RefSeq and is a predicted model, not a curated record.